AUGGUAAACACAAUUGGCUGGACCAUCCCUCAAUGGACCCAAUAUACAACUUCUACAGACCCUGCCGAGGUCCUUAAGACCAUCCAGGCGCUGGUCGCCUCUUUCCCUAAAGACGAUCCCGCCUGGAUCUCAAUUGCCUCGCCAGAUCUCAUCCAGCAACAAUUCGACGCUCUGAAAGACAAAUCGCUCCCAUUAUAUGCUGUCCCAAUUGCUGUCAAAGAUAACAUUGAUGCAGAAGGAUUUGAUACCACCGCUGCUUGCCCUGCCUUCUCCUACACACCGGAAAAAGAUGCUACCGUCGUCUCCCUGCUCCGUAAAGCUGGCGCCAUUGUUGUCGGUAAAACAAACCUUGACCAAUUUGCUACUGGCCUCGUCGGUACUCGCUCUCCCUACGGGAAAACCCCCUGCGUCUUUUCUGAUAAACACGUUUCCGGUGGCUCUUCUGCUGGCUCCGGAUCAGUGGUCGGUAGAGGCCUUGUCCCCAUCGCUUUCGGUACUGACACUGCUGGCUCGGGCCGUGUCCCCGCAGCUCUCAAUAACAUUGUUGGCCUUAAACCUACCCGUGGUGCUUUCUCUACCACCGGUGUUGUCCCCGCUUGCAGAUCCCUCGACUGCCCCUCUAUCUUCACCCUUAAUCUCCAGGACGCCCAGCUCGUCUUUGACCUUACUGCCAAGUUCGAUCCCACUGAUUCGUACUCUCGUCAACUCCCCAAUAAGCUCCUCACAUCUUUUGGCAAAUCCCCUGUCUUUGCUUACCCCUCAGAGCCAAAGUUCUACGACGAUAAGUACAACCCUGUCCUCUUCCAGCAGGCCCUGGAAGUCCUCAAGUCUACAGGUGUCAAUCUCGUCCCUACCGAUUUCGGUGUUCUCCACAAACUUGCAAACCUUCUCUACGAAGGCCCCUGGGUCGGCGAACGUUAUGCUGCCAUCCGUGAGUUUGUCACUUCUCGUAAAGACGAAAUGGACCCCGUUGUCUACGGAAUUGUCAAGAAGGCUGAAAACUUCACUGCCGCUGAUUGCUUCGACUUUGAAUACAAGCGUAUGGACAUUCUCCGUGAAAUUCAAGAGCAGUUUGACCAAUUUGAUGGCCUUGUGGUCCCUACCUGCCCCUUGAACCCUACCUUUGCCGAUCUCGAAGCUGAGCCCGUCCUCGUCAACUCUUACCAGGGUACUUAUACUAACUUUGUAAACUUGGCCGAUCUUUCGGCUCUUGCUAUCCCUGCCGGAUUCCGUCCUGAUGGCCUCCCCACUGGUAUCACUUUCAUCUCAAAGAAGUUCAAUGACUAUGCUCUUCUUGACCUUGCUAGCAAGUUUGAAAAGGCUAAUUCUGCCAAUAGAACUUUUGUCGGUGCUCUCAAGGAUGUCCCUGUUGCUCAAGGUGAUCUUCUCCACCAGGGAAUCCCUGUUACUUCCCCCGCUGUCAUUCCUCUUGUUGUUGUCGGUGGCCAUCUUUCUGGUAUGGCUCUCAACUGGCAACUCCAAAAGGUCAAUGCCACUCUUGUCCAAAAAACGAAAACUUCCCGCAAUUACCGCCUUUAUGCUCUCCCCAACACUACCCCUGCUAAGCCCGGUCUUCGCCGUAUCCUGCCCUCUGAUUCUCCUCUUGUUGGCGAGGAAAUCAUUGUCGAGGUCUGGAACGUCCCCGCGGAGGAAUUCGGCACAUUCAUCUCCAUGGUCCCUCACCCUCUUGGUAUUGGUAGCGUUGAACUCGCAGAUGGCCGCUGGGUUAAGGGUUUCAUUUGCGAGCAAGCUGGUUUCCACGACGCUGAAGACAUUACCAAGUUUGGCGGCUGGCGUGCUUACAUGGCUUCUAAGGUUGACCCCAAAACUAAACCCUUUGAGACUGUCCUUGUUGCCAACCACGGUGAGAUUGCUGUUCGUAUCAUUAAAACCUUAAAGAAACUUGGAAUUAAGGCUAUCGCCGUCUUUUCCGAACCUGACCGCUACACCCAACAUGUUCUUGACGCUGAUGAUGCUGUCUCUCUCGAGGGCACUACUGCCGCUGAAACAUACUUGAAUGUUAACAAAAUCAUCAAGGCUGCAAAGGAUACCGGCGCCCAAGGUAUCAUUCCUGGCUAUGGUUUCCUUUCGGAGAAUGCCGACUUUGCUGAGGCCUGCGAAAACAAUGGUAUCAUCUUUAUUGGUCCCUCAGCUGAUGCCAUCCGUGCCCUUGGUCUUAAGCACUCUGCUCGUGAGAUUGCUGAACGUGCCGGCGUCCCCAUGGUCCCUGGCUCCGGCCUCAUUGAUACUGUCGAGGAGGCUGUUGCUAUUGCCGAGCGUAUCAAGUACCCAGUCAUGGUCAAGUCCACUGCCGGUGGUGGUGGUAUUGGUCUCCAAUGUGUCCGUAACCCAGAGGACCUCCCCAAGGCCUUUGAGACUGUCAAGCACCAGGGUCUUUCUUACUUUAACGACUCUGGCGUCUUUAUUGAGCGUAACGUUGAAAAUGCCCGCCACGUCGAAGUCCAGGUCUUUGGCGAUGGCCGUGGUGGUGCUAUUGCCCUUGGUGAGCGUGACUGCUCUCUUCAGCGUCGUCACCAAAAGAUUGUUGAAGAGACUCCUGCUCCUAGACUUUCUGAUAAGACCCGUGCUGCUAUGCGUGAUGCCGCUCAAAGCCUUGUUUCUACCAUGAAAUACAAGUGUGCUGGUACUGUGGAGUUUAUCUACGAUGAAAAGAAUGAGGAGUUUUACUUCCUUGAGGUUAAUGCCCGUCUCCAGGUUGAACACACUAUCACUGAAGAGGUUACUGGCUUGGAUUUGGUUGAGUGGAUGCUCUACAUUGCUGCUGACCGUCCUCCUGCCUUCACCCCUGUUACUCCCAAGGGUGCUGCUAUUGAAGUCCGUAUCUACGCUGAAAACCCCGUCAAGGACUUUUUGCCCUCUCCUGGUCAGAUUACUGAUGUUACUUUCCCUGACUGGGCUCGUGUCGACACUUGGGUUGUCAAGGGUUCCAAGAUUUCCCCCGAGUACGAUCCUACCAUUGCCAAGAUGAUUGUUUAUGGCAAGGACCGUGAUGAAGCUAUCCAGAAAAUGUCCAAGGCUCUCGAUGAGACUGUAAUUUACGGGCCUGUCACUAACAUUGAUUACCUCCGUGCUAUUGUCAACUCUGAAAUGUUCAAGGAGGCUAAAGUUGCCACCAAGGUUUUGGACUCGUGGACUUACACUCCUGCUGCUAUUGAAAUCACUGCUCCUGGUUCCUACACAACUGUCCAGGACUAUCCUGGUCGUGUCAAGCUCUGGCACAUUGGUGUUCCUCCUUCUGGUCCCAUGGACUCUUAUGCUUUCCGUGCUGCAAACAAGAUUGUUGGUAACGACUCCAAGUCCCCUGCCAUUGAAUGCACUCUUGUUGGUCCCUCUCUUGUUUUCCACUGCGACACUGUCUUUGCUCUGACUGGUGGUCUUUCCCCUGCCACUCUCGAUGACAAGCCUGUUGAAUUCUGGAAACCUAUUUCUGUCAAGGCCGGCUCCAAACUCGUUGUUGGCAAGCUUUCCACUGGUUGCAGAUCUUACUUGGCUAUCCGUGGUGGUAUUGACGUUCCUGAGUACCUUGGCUCUCGUUCCACUUUUGCUCUUGGUACCAUGGGUGGUUUCAAUGGCCGUGUCAUCAAGUUUGGUGACGUCUUGUUCCUUGGUAACCCUGAAGUUUCUGGCUGCACUUUGCCUGCUCCUAUUGCUAAACCCAUGGAAAUCCCAACUUCUCUUGUUCCUGCUGUUCUCUCCACUCCUCCCGCUGCCCCUGGUCCUACCACUUGGAAUGUCGGUGUUACUGUUGGCCCCCACGGUGCUCCUGAUUUCUUUGCUCCUGAGUACAUUGAGACUUUCUUUUCUUCUGAAUGGAAGGUCCACUAUAACUCAAACAGAUUUGGUGUCAGACUUGUUGGUCCCAAACCCAAGUGGGCCCGUAAGGAUGGUGGCGAGGCUGGUCUCCACCCUUCCAAUGCUCACGACUAUGUCUACUCUCUCGGUGCCGUCAACUUUACUGGUGAUGAGCCCGUCAUUUUGACUUGCGACGGUCCUUCCCUUGGUGGUUUCGUUUGUGCUGCUGUUAUUGUCGAAGCUGAGAUGUGGAAGAUUGGCCAGGUCAAGCCUGGUGAUUUGAUCAAGUUUGUCCCCAUUACUUUUGAUGAUGCCAUUGCUCUUAAGAACUGGCAAGAUAAGGUUUUGGACUCGGUUACUGAUUCCUUUGUUGACGAGAAGCCUCUUGAGAUUGUUUCUGAGAAGCUUUCUACUGCUGUUGCCACUGCCAGCUCUGCUGAGCCCGUUCUCUUCCACCAGGCUGCCACUGCCUCUACUCCCAAGGUUGUUUACCGCCAGGCUGGUGACCGCUACAUUCUUGUUGAAUAUGGUGAGAACAUUAUGGACUUGAACCUGUCUUACCGUGUUUACAAGCUCACUGAGGCUGUCUUUGGCCACAAUACCAAGGGUGUUGUGGAAAUGUCUGCUGGUGUCCGCUCCGUUCUUAUUGAGUUUUCUGGUAAAGAGACUACCCAGGAGGAUCUUCUCAAGACUUUGAUUUCUUACGAGUCUAAGUUGGUUGCCACCGAAAACUGGCAAGUUCCUUCCCGUACCAUCCGUCUUCCCUUGGCUUUCGAGGAUAAAAAGACUUUGGGCGCUGUCGAGCGUUACAAGGAGACUAUCCGCAGCACUGCUCCCUGGCUCCCCAACAAUGUUGACUUCAUCAAGGAGGUCAACGGUCUUGAAGACCGUAAUGAGGUCCGCGACAUGCUCUACUCUGCCAAGUUCCUUGUUCUCGGACUUGGUGAUGUUUUCUUGGGUGCUCCUUGCGCUGUUCCUCUUGAUCCCCGUCAUAGACUUCUUGGUACUAAGUACAACCCUUCGCGUACUUACACUCCCAACGGUACUGUUGGUAUCGGUGGUAUGUACAUGUGUAUUUACACCAUGGAGUCUCCCGGUGGUUACCAGCUUGUGGGCCGCACCAUUCCUAUCUGGGACAAGCUGACUUUGGGUCAACAAGACAGACCCUGGCUGCUUUCCCAGUUUGACGUUGUUGAGUAUUUUGCUGUUUCUGAGGAAGAGCUUGAUGUUUUCUGCGAGCAGGUCGAGAAUGGUCAGUACCACAUUGAGAUUGAAGAUAGUGUUUUCGAUCAUGGCAAGUAUGUUGAAUGGCUUGAUGAGAACAAGGAGUCUAUCGCUGCCUUUGCUGAGCGCCAGCUGGAGGGCAAUGAGGAGAUUUCGCGACUCAUUCAGAUCUCCAAUGCUGAGCUCCAGGCUGCCCAAGAUGCUGGUUCUGCAGAAGAUGAUUCGAGCAAGUACUCUGAAAAUGCUGAGCUUGUUUACGCUGAGGUGACUGGUCGUUUCUGGAAGAAUAUGGUUGUUGUGGGCGACAAGGUCGAAAAGGGCCAAGGCUUGGUCAUCAUUGAGGCUAUGAAGACUGAGAUGGUUGUUCCAUCUUCGGCCUCUGGUACUGUUGUGAAGAUUGUCCACAAGAAUGGUGACAUUGUGGAGGCUGGCGAUUUGGUUGCUAUUGUCGAGCCUUAA
Messenger RNA from Magnusiomyces paraingens, 5496 nucleotides. RefSeq lists its product as uncharacterized. Gene Ontology annotation, cellular component: mitochondrion. The transcript has 2 exons. Gene Ontology annotation, molecular function: urea carboxylase activity; ATP binding; metal ion binding. The coding region runs from base 1 to 5496 and encodes 1831 amino acids. Lineage: Eukaryota; Fungi; Ascomycota; Dipodascomycetes; Dipodascales; Dipodascaceae. The record is from RefSeq and is a predicted model, not a curated record.